GGUAUAUUCCGAGGAUUUCAUUUUCCGUCGGAAUGUCCGUCAGAAUACCGCUGUUUUCUUGUAGUGGUCCCAGGUAAAUAUUAUUUUUAGAUACUCCACUACUUCUUCCAUACAUAUAUACAAUACUUUUAUAAGGAAAUGUAAUCAUAAUGAAUAUAUUAAUUACAUAUGGAAUUUGAUUUAUUUACUAAUGUGUAUAAUUAUAUAUGGAAUGUAGAUUUGCAGAUAUCAAGAAUAGUUGGAGUCCUUAUCAGAGAUUAUGUAACCAUAAUUGGCUUUGACUAGUAUAUGUCAAGUUCUAAAAAUAAUCAUUUAUUUGCCAAAACAUUAAAAAUAUCUAAAUGUACAGAUAAUUAUAAAUUAAUUCUACACGAGUGAAAUAUAUAUAUAUAUGCUAACAUGUACAACACAUAAAAAUAUAGGACUUUGACAUAAAAGAAGAAAGGACGAUGACGAGAGGACGCGAAGAGAAGAUCCAUGAAACCUCACUUUCACCCUCGCCACUUUGUCACCGUAGAAUAUCCACCAGAAAUAUCAACAUCCCUCUCGAUCUAACGGUGGAAAUUCUAAAAAAACUACCGGCGAAAUCUUUAGUGAGGUUCAAAUGCGUCUCAAAGUGUUGGUCAUCAAUUAUCAGCAGCCGUAAAGACUUCAUAGAAUCGAUCGUGACUCGGUCCUUGACUCAGCCUCCGCGUGAUGCCCAUCUUAUCGAGGAUCUCUACGACAAGACUGAUGAAUGUUUGUUAGUCAUCUCAUCUCCUUGCCCUCAAAUGACUCACAAAGAAUCGGUAUCGAUCCUUGGAACAGAUCAUGAAUAUGCCCGCGGUUUGUUCCUUUGUUGGUCAUAUGAACAUCAAGAGGGAGCUAUAUAUAACCCUACUACGAGGCAGUCCUUCAACUUACCAAAGAUGAAACAUUCACAUCCUGGGCUUUGCUUCUUCGGAUAUGAACCUCUCGAGAAUCAAUACAAAGUAUUGUUCAUACCGAACCCUGUCCACAGGGUGGAGCAGGCUUGUCAAGUUUUCACAUUAGGAGAUACCAAGGCGGAGGAGCAGUGGAGGAAUAUCCAAAACAUUGAAUAUCUCUAUCCAUCCUUAAGUUAUCGCAGUACAGUUUCCAUCAACGGGGCUAUUUAUUUCCUAUCAAGGUUUAAAGUAAACGAUACUACUACUGAAUAUAAAAUUUUGAGGUUUGAUAUUCGGUCCGAAAAGUUUUAUAAUGUAGACCUUCCAAAAACUGUGACACUGAAGGAUCUGUGUUGGUAUUAUCUGAUAAACUACCAAGGAAAGUUAGGACUUAUAUGUUGCCAGCAGCGCAUGGAAAUUUGGAUUAUGGAAGAAGAUGCUGAGAAGAAGACACAAAGAUGGUCCAAGAUCUUCUUUUAUGAGAUGGGGGGUUUCGGUAACUGGCUCAUCUCGGAUGUUACUCGUGCUGGUGAGAUUGUUUUUAUCAAUAAGCCUCUUGACACGUUACGUAUAUGUUAUUAUGAUCCCAAGCGCAACAGUGUCAGAUAUGUUGACCUUAAAGACAGCUAUCCUAAGGAAAGAGGUUGGGAUAAGAGUCUUCUAAUCAGGACUUUUCCAGAUUACGCCGAGAACACAAUGUGUUUGUACUAGUAAGGAUCUUUCAAUGCAACAUGUGCUUCUUUAUUGAUAGGUGUAAAUGUAAUGAUGGAAACAUAGGUUACAUAUAUGCCCUAUUACAACGAAUUCUCGUUGGGUUUGUCUUUUCUUUUGCUUGAUUAUUGCUGUAGUCCUUAAUUAUCAGAGAUUAUAUAAUAUGUAUGGAAUGUUGUUUUACAGAUAUUGAUAACAACCGUAGUUUUACCUGAGGUUUUUUUUUUUUUUGAUAAGUAUGUGAAUUUUCAUUAGCAAGUAAUGACACAAAGAGA
Messenger RNA from Brassica napus (rape), 1891 nucleotides. Its product is annotated as probable F-box protein At3g56670. The transcript has a single exon. Gene Ontology annotation, molecular function: protein binding. Bases 450 to 1616 code for a protein of 388 amino acids. Lineage: Eukaryota; Viridiplantae; Streptophyta; Magnoliopsida; Brassicales; Brassicaceae. The record is from RefSeq and is a predicted model, not a curated record.